This is a messenger RNA of Podarcis lilfordi (Lilford's wall lizard), 8876 nucleotides long. Lineage: Eukaryota; Metazoa; Chordata; Lepidosauria; Squamata; Lacertidae. The record is from the annotation of a GenBank genome assembly.
UUUGACCGAUCCAACCAGGCCUUGAGGGUCUGCGCCCUCCUCGCCGACUGCCACCGCAGGCUCUGCCAGUCGCACGUGCUUCGCUUCUUGUACUUUUCCAGAAAAAAAGAAAGCAAAAGUCCCUGCCUGCUGGAGUCAAUACCCCGCCCCUCAGGGAGAACAUCUGGCUGGCUGGCAGGCUCCUGCGUUCUGCUACUCCCUCGCUCUCUGCCCGGCUGCAGUUCCUGUUCUUCCUGGGAGGGUGUUCUGCCAAAGGCAGACGACACAGAGGAAAAUCUCUGCUCUCCGCUGCUCUGCCUCUCCAUGCCCAGGGACCACCAUGGUGCUGGAGCUGUAUCUGGACCUCCUCUCCCAGCCCUGCCGAGCCGUCUACCUCUUUGCCAAGAAGAACAACAUCCCCUUUGAAUUCAGAGCUGUGGAGCUGUUCAAAGGUGAGCUAAACGCACCUGCCUUCCGGCUCCUUUGUGCUGGCGGUGAAGGAGGGGUGGGGGCGCUGAGGUCAGGGUGGGUCAAUUUAUCUCCCGAAGAAAAAGAAAGUGGAGAGAUGUUGCAUGGGGGAGAGGGAAGACCCCUGUCUCUUAAUGACCUGGAGAAACCACGAUGUUCAGGGGGCUCCAAAGGUGGGCUUCUUCCUCAUUUCACUGCCUGCUUUCAGAAGACCUGGUUUUAAGUACACCUCUUCCCACCCACCCUUUCUCCCUAGCAGGAGACAUUCACUGAUUUUAAGCAUGGCAAGAAUUCCCUUUUUCUCGCCAUGCUUUAGACUCAGUGAAUGGAAAGACGAUAAAGUCCCUACCAGAAAAGAAUGGCCGAUUAAGUUUGAUGGAUUAUGCCGAAAUGGCAAAAAUGACCGGAAGAAUCGGAAAUCAGGAAGACCAAAAUUUUAAUAAGGAAUGGGGAAAAUUUAUAAUAUAUCUUUAAAAAAACCAUUGUAAACAGCUAAAAUCAUUAGUAGGGUUGGAAUAACACUUGUAGUUUAAUGGCGAAUUUUGGACAUAAUGGAGAUGUAAAAGAUUUGGAUUACUGUAAAAGAUGCAGGAGGAAGUGACUAAUAGGACCCACAAAGGGGAGGAGGGAAGUCUAAGAGAUUCUUUGGCAUCUUGUUUUUAUGUUGGAUAUGUGAUUGUAAAACUUUAAUCUAAAAAACCAAAUAAAUAAAUUUAUUUAUUUUUUAAAGUAUUCCCUCUUUCUCCUCCAAAUGUUCACGUGCCAAGUUCUGACAUAUGUUAGUGACUCUGAGAUCAGGAGGAAGAAGAGUUGUAACAAUCUGGGAUUAAUUUUCCCAGGAAAAAAUAACUCUGGGGGACUUGCCUGGAAGUUGGCCUCAACCCUCCUCUGUGCAAUGGGCCUGGUUAGAAGGAUCACUUGGUAGGGGUUGGUCCUGCUGGGACAGCCCACUCUGGUGUAAAGACCUUUUUUUUAAUAUAAUUUUUUAUUAGUUUUUUUUAACAUGUCAUUUUCAACAGUAAUUAAACAUACUUUUACAUCUUAUUCAAAUUUUUGACUUCCAUCAAACCUGUCUGAAAAUUUUCCAAUCUAAUCUCUCAGUAUGCAUUUCUUAUCUUCCCUAUUACAUUUCAAACUCAUAACCAAUAUCUCUAUCUUUUUCUACUUUGUAACACUUCAUAUAUUUCUCCUUACAAAACUUCUUGUAGUCCUACUAGCGUAAUUUGUUGAUUACAGUUGCUCUUCAAAUAAUUCAUAUACUUCUUCCAAUCUUCUGUAAAUCUCUGGUCCCGCAGCUUUCGAAUCCUUCCUGUCAUUUUGUCCAAUACUGCAUAGUCCAUUAAUUUUGUCUGCCAUUCUUCUUUUGUGGGAAUUUCUUCUUGUUUCCAUUUCUGGGCUAACAAUACUCUUGCUUACUCUGGUGUAAAGAACUUGGUGUGGGGGGCAAGUGUCUGUGUCUCUCCCUGGAUCUGCUUCUCUAUUCUUGGGAGUGGCCUUCUCUGGUGGGCUCUGUGGAAUCCCGGUCCAUUUCAGCAGCUGCUGUUGUGAUCUGGGAAUCAUCACGGCCAGCUGAAUAUUGCAGGUGGCUCUCUGCUUUGACAUGACUGAAGAGAAACCCUGAGAGAGAAGCUACCUGAGCUUGGGGAGGUGGGUCUUUGACUGGGCAAGAGGGCAGUUCUCCCAUCUGAGAUGGAUGCCUGCCUUUCUGCUCCCCUCGCUUUGCUGAUGCUUUUGCGUCUCUCCUGCCAGAUUCCAUCCUGGGGACGAAAGUGCAGGGCGCAAGCAACCCAGAGGGAGCCACGCCAUCAGGUAAGAGCUGAGAGGCUGGGUGAUGCUUUUGUAUAAUACAGAAAAAUCAGGGUAGUCCACAGGCCAGCUGCCCAGGUUGGCAUGGUUCAGAGGGUUGGAAGCAGCAAGAGCCUGGGAGUUCACCCACACAAUUCUGGUUCUGGGGCUCCCCACUGUUUGCAUGGACAUGCCCCCAGUUCUGUGGGUCCGAUGGUCGGAAGGCCAAACUUGAACCUGGGCUCAAUGCCCCGUUCAGAAGUGGCUUCGCUGGGGGCCUUCAAGUUCUUGCAGCCUCUUUCAAAAGAUGUUUGUGAACCAGCAGGAGGUAUUUACCACCAGCUGACAGAUCGGGUGGCCGCCCUAAGUAUUCUCGCCUCCCCCUUCGUUAUUUUCGUUUCUGGAAUAUGGCGUUUGUUUGUUCCUGCUGUGUGUGAACAUGUUUGCCUGCUAGGUUCUGGCUCAGGUUGAAACUUCUCCUCGGAACAGGUUUCCAGAGGAGUUCUUGGGCAGUUGAUUUGUACAGGUGGUCACAUUGAGAAGAUGGCUGCUAUCCAGGGCUUCCUUCAACACCUGAUGAGUCAAAUUCCAAGCUGCUUUGCUCCAGGAAGUGUUGUGGAGGAAGCUGUUGGUUCUCCUGCCUGUUCUGGCUCUCCCACAAAGAGCCCCCCAGGCUCAUGGUCUGUCCCAAGUGUGACAAAAUAGCACAGUGACUGUCAUCAGACUGUUCAGGGCCAUCAGGAAAUGGGCCAAACCAAUGAAUGUGUAUCAAGGUGGUUGCAAGGCAGGCUUGGGAGUAUUGUAAAUACAGGGCCGAUGAACAAUGCUGGCAAGUUUUUCAAAAGAGGACUGCUUGUUAUUUUAACCUUAGAAGCAGCGAUAGAAGAAAUGAUUGUCACAGGACAAUGCCUGCUCUGUGUCGUCAAUCCUGGCCCUGAACUGUUUCAGGCAAACAUGCAAGGAUGGAUUGACACCACACUUGCAAAGCCCAUGUUUGGGGGGCAUGAAUAUGGCUGCCAGCUGAAGGUGGCAUGUGGGCAGAUCUUGGCUGCACUGACACACUUGUUGCCUCACCUGGGUGGCACCUCUCCUCACCCAGCAGCUCCUGAGCUGUACCUUCCCCUUCCCAAAAACGUCCAUUGCAAAAGGAGGCUCCAAGCAUGCAUUUCUUGCUCCAGGGGUCAGUUUGUGCCAGCAGCAUUCAGCCAGAACUCACAGGGUGCCUUGUUGCUGAAAGGCAGGACAGAGAUGCCAAAAAUAUGGUUUAAGGGAAGUCCCCCGGUUUUAGUAAACGGACUCCCCUGCUGUUGUAGAGUGAAGUUCUCUUUGCGAUGUAAAUAUUGCCGUAAGGAUUUCAAGGGCAGUUGAUGCUGUGCUGUUGCCACUGGGCUCCUGCUGAAAUACAGUGGCCCUUUCCAAGCAAACUCACGGAGCCAGAGGUUCGUUCCCUUGGGAAGAGAUCUUUGGUGUCAGAUCAGGACUGGGUGCCCUUUGACCUGCCCCAUUCUGCAUGCAAGGCUAGAGAUAAACACACCUUGUACUUUGAGCUCAGGGCUCUUUCCAAACUCCACUUCGGAACAUAGUUUGAACUUCUCUCAUGCAGCUUUGAAAGCCAGGCCAGAGGUGGGGUGGGGGGUGGGGGGGUGAGGUGACAAUAACAAGUAUUUUCAGUUUUCCCCCAGUAUUUUCAGACAAGGUGUGGUUAUUAUUGGGGGGCAAGAUUAGCCAGGAGUGGAGAGCUUCCUCGGGUCUGUCUGUGGCUAUAAACCAAGACAACCAAAGUGGAGCAAACAUCCCACUUUCUCUCCCCCUCCCCAGUCUCCAAACAUUGGGGGCUCCCAGCUGCCCGCUCUGAGUAGAAAAAAAUAUGGCACUGGACUCACAGCUGAUUUAUUGGGAUAUUCUGCGUUAUGUACUGAGUUGAAUAGGAUCCAAAAAGCAGCAGUCUGAUUGGUCCUAGAACAAUAGGGUCCAGAAUGCAGCAGUCUGAUUGGUCCUAGAACAAUGCAGCAGUCUGAUUGGUCCGCAGGAGCCACCCAAUCCAGCUCCAGGUGGAAGUGAAUCCGCAACCUGAUUGGCCUACAGGAGAAUCCCAGAAUUAGCCAACCACAUGCGACCCAUUGUGUAAAUAAUGUAUAUAAAGCAGAUAUUUUGGGGGAACUUUCAUUCCUCACUACUAUGAGCUGAAUAAAGAGCAUGAAAUCCACACUCGACUCCGAGUAUAUUUCAAUCUGCAUGGGUCAAAAUGUAAAUUGGCCACUGAUUUGCUCUGCAGAACCCGGAGUUGUUGUUUGUGCUUGGUACACAGAUAUACGCUCACCAAUUCUCCAGCUGUCACUCAGAACAGAUUGUCCAGGCAAGCUCCAAUUCUGGAGUCCUGGAUGUGCUGGGCAUCUCCUGCCAACCGUCCUGCCAGGUCUAACUGUGUGCUGUGUCGCUUCCCUCCAACCCACCCGGUUUUAGGGCCGCUGCCCAAGGCGACUGCAGUGAAGAAAGUUCCCGUCUUGAGGGAUGAGGCCUUCGUUUUGUCUGAAGGGUAAGAAGGCAGGCAGACAGGAAUGGCUUCCUUCCCCUCCAAAUUUCUAUAUUAAAAAAUAUAUAUUUGAUUUUACAUACUUGAGUUUUCAAUCAUACCACAACACAUUCAAAGUUACAAGAUUCCUACAAACCUCUGGACUUCCCACCUUCUCCUCUGUGAGUUCUGUUGUUAAAACAGCUGCAUCUUUAUUUUAAUAAUCCAAAUUUUUGUAACUCCAUUGUGUCAAUAGGUCUCGUUACAUUACAAGUUCUAGUUACAGGUAGGUUGCCAUGUUGGUCUGCCAUAGUCAAAACAAAAUAAAAAAAAAUCCUUCCAGUAGCACCUUAGAGACCAACUAAGUUUGUCAUUGGUAUGAGCUUUCGUGUGCUUAGUUGGUCUCUAAGGUGCCACUGGAAGGAAUUUUUUAAUUUUGUUUUUACAUUACAAGUGUUAUUGCAAUCCUGCUCACGUUUUCAACUGCUUACAGUGGCCUUCAAGGUAAAUUAUAUCCCCCCCCCCCAUUCUUUAUGAAAGUUUUGGUCUUCCUGGUUCCUGAGUCUUCCGGUCAGUUUUGCCAUUUCGGCAUAGUCCAUCAACUUGAUUUGCCAUUCUUCUCUGGUAGGGACUUUUAUCUUCUUUCCAUCUCUGGGCUAGCAACAUCCAUGCAGCUGUCGUCGCAUACAUAAAGAGUCUUUCCUGCUCACUUGGAAUUUCAGCACCUACAAUUCCUAAUAAGAAAGCCUCUGGGUUUUUUUUUUGUAAAAGUUAUUUUAAGCAUUUUUUCCGAUUCAUUAUAUAUCAUUUCCCAGAAGGCUUUUAUUACCUUCCUCCCAAUUUCUAUCUCAUCUGUAUGUCGUGAGGGAACAAGACGGUUGGGUGCUGUUGAGCACAGCUCAGAGGCUGAAAGGAGUCAGGGGUUUGGGGCCAGGAGACAGAAAAACACUGGUGUUGGGAAACUCCUUUGAGCUCUGUCUCAGCUGACACCAGAUGGAAAGCGAUCCAGUCCUGAGCUUGAUGUAAAUUGUGGUGGGGAGUGUAUCACAGUGGGGGAGCAACACCCGGAAGGCUUCUCUCUGCAGCUUCAUGGCACGUUACUCAAUAAGGUGUUUGGCGAGGGGUUGGGUGCUGCCAUGGGGUAUAUCUUGUGUAUCUGGGGCUCCAGCACAGCUUUGGUCUGCCCUCAGCCUGCCAGCCCUGAGACGGGCUUCCCUGCUCCAUUUGCUCCCACUGUGCCCCUGACGCCUGUCACCCUCUCUUCUCUGGGCACAGCACAGCCAUCCUCCUGUACCUGAGCCGCAAGUACAACACCCCGGACCACUGGUACCCGUCGGAUGUCCAGAAGCGAGCCAAGGUAGAUGAAUACCUGUCCUGGCACCAGGCCAAUAUCCGGGCCAAUGCUCCCAAGGCCAUGUGGAUCAAGGUAAGGGAACAGAGAGAUGGGUGGGCUUUGGCUGGGCUGUCCAGUUUUUGGGUUUUACCUGCUUGGCUCAGGGUCACAGAUGAGGUUCUGGAAGGCCUAUCUCAGAAUCUCUGCCCAAAUUCCUCUGGCUUAAUGCCCUUAACCAUAAUAGCCUGUGGCUGCCUUCUCUUCCGGCAGCGAGGAAUGGAAAUUGCCCAUUCAUGCUACUGCCUCCUGUCCAACUCACAGUAUUGUAUUGCCAUACUUUAAAAUAUCCAGUGACUUCCCUUCUUCUCUUUCCAUGGUUCAUUUGGCGUAUCUUACAUCCCUGCAUAUUUUACAAUAACUAUCCUGAUCGGUUUUCCACUGUCACAUCAAUCAAAAAUUAUUUACUCUUUUGAAUUUUUCUUAGUGCUGCCAACAUUUUCAGCUGUACACAGUUAUUUUCCAUAUACUCAAUAAAUGUUUUCCAAUCUUCUCUAAACCUAUGUUCUUGCUCUCUUAUUCUAUAUGUUAAAUCUUCAAGUUGUGCAAAUUCUGUCAACUUAAGUUGUGAAUCUUCUUUAGUUGGGACCUCACUCACUUUCCAUUUUGGGGCUAACAAAACACGGGCUGCAGUUGUUGCAUACAUAAAUAACCUUUUCUGACACUUGGGAAUUUCAGUCUGAGUUAUCCCCAGCAGAAAGGACUCUGGGUUUGGGGGGAAAGUAAUUUUUUCCAGUUCAUUAUAAAUCAUUUUCCAAAACUCUUUUACCUUUUUACAUGUCCACCACAUGUGAAAGAAUGUUCCCUCCACCUCUUUACACUUAUCUGAUUCUGUCUUGUAGAUCUUAGCAAGCCUACUCAGCGUUAAACACCAUCUAUGAAUCAUUUUCAAAUAGUUCAAAGAACAACAUGCUGUAAAUUUCAUGUCGCUUUUCCAAAGUUACUCACAAAGGUUGAAAUCUAUGUUGUGUCCUAUAUCUAUUGCCCAGUGCAUCACUGACUUUAAAACCACUGAGUUCAAACCAUCCAAUGUCAUUGUUGUCCCCCUAUGACCAGCCUCCCCUGACUGGCACUCUAGCUGGACAUCUCAGGCUUUCCCUGGGAAAGUGUAGCUCUGUGAAGGGUAAACUACAAUUCCCAGGCUUUAAUGGUGUGGUGUGGAUGUGAUCUUUCUCUCUCUUUGCAGGUGCUAAUCCCGCUCUUCACAGGCCAGCCGCUUCCCCCAGAGAAGCUACAGGAGGUGAUGGAGGGGCUGGGCGCCUGCUUGACUCAGCUGGAGGAGCUUUUCCUGCAGGACAAGCCCUUCCUGGUGGGCAGCGAGGUCUCGCUGGCUGACCUAGUGGCCAUUGUGGAGCUCAUGCAGGUGAGGAUUGAACCCAGGGAUCACCAGAUUCCUUUCUGAACUGCCUCCUAGCCAGUCUGGAGAGAGCAGGGGAGCAGCCUGCCUUCCCUCAAAACCUGACUUGAGGGCACAUUGUGGGAUGAGCAAAUGGCCCAAGGGUGAUCAGCGGCUGUUUUGAGUGGCCUAAGUGGGUGAUCCAGCUGCCAAGCCAGACCACAAGGAGCCCCAACAGAGAACAGGGUGCAGGGCAAUCUUCCCAACUGUCAAGGCUUCAGGGAAUCCUAUCCCUCUCACGGUGGGAUGCAAAGAAGCAUCAAAACAAGAAGAGUUCUUACCAUGUAGUUUAUUCAAUAGUCACAGAGAGAGACGAAGGAAUGCUGUCUCUCUUAGAUAAUGCCGUUGCUCCAAGUCAAGUCCCACCCCCUCAGUCCCUCCUAUUCUGCAUCACCCCUGCACCAGCUGAUCUGCGUUUUCUGCCUCUGAGUUUUCUGUUCUAUUACUCUCAAUGCCCGCCGGGUUCGGGGAGGGGGGGGUCAGGAAUGCUUUCAAGAGACACUGAGUCUGUCAGCUGUCUCUCCCCUGGUGCUUCUUCUUCCUGCUGCUCUCCCAAUAUUUCCCAGCUCCUUCCCUCUUCAGCCUCUGAACUAUGUGUGACAUAUGAGAGAGUGCUGGAGGUGAAAUAGUUAAACAGGUUGCCCAGUGAGGACCCGGGGGGUGGAGUCAGUGGGACUAUAAAACCAGCUCUGGGAGGGGUAAAGGAGAGUUCGUUGAGGAGUUUGUUGGGAGUUGGGUGGUUGGUUGGAGUGGGAGUGAAUGUGAAUUGGGCUAGAGUUGUGGGUAGGUUGAGUUAGUGUAAUGAAAUAAGCUGUGUUAGGGGCUAGACAGACAAGCAAAUAUCCGAGAGGUGGUUUAGUAGGUGGGGAGUCCCACUGACUCCACCCCCCUGGGUCCUGAGUGGGCAACCUGUUUAACUAUUUCACCUCCAGCACUCUCUCAUGUGUUAACGUCACACUAUGACCUUCUGCAAACCGCUGUUCUAAAUCUAUACUGUCCUCCUGCUCUCGGGAAGGUGCAGGAGGAGAGGGGGAGUGGUUCCCACCAUUCCUCUUCAGUCCAGCCCCUGACACCCAUAGACCCCAAUGACUUACUCCAUACCCCCACCCCGUCCACUUUCCGCAGCCGGUUGGUGUUGGGUGCGACAUAUUUGAGGGGAGGCCCAGGCUGGCCAAGUGGCGCGACCGAGUGGAGGAAGCUGUGGGGAAGGAGCUCUUCCUGCAAGCGCACCAGCUGAUCCUGAACAUCAAACAGCUGAGCACCAUCCAGAUCGAUCCCCGGCUGAAGGAGCAGCUGGGGCCGGUGCUACUGAAGAUCCUCAAGUGAAUAAAAGCCACCGAGCUGGC